AGCGGCGCCCGAGAAGCGCUGGCAGCGGCGAGGGGGAGCCCCAGCCCGGCAUAACCCGCUCCGCUGCCCGUCGGAGCAUCCCCCUGCCCUGCUGUGGGGGGAUGGAGGAGCAUGGGUACCCUUCCUAUUGCGCCCGCAGCCCCGCCUGGGAGGAACUGGAGUCCGGGAAGAUGGCCGGGGCCGAGUCGGGGAUGAGCGGCGCCGGGAUCCCGCAGCAGCCCCAGCCCCAACCCCCGGCGGCGGCGGCGGGGCCGGCGGACGAGUCGUCGGACAGCGAAGGGGAGCACGAGGGCCCCCAGAAACUCAUCCGGAAAGUGUCCACCUCGGGUCAGAUCCGUAGCAAGACAAGUAUAAAAGAAGGAUUACUACUGAAGCAAACCAGUUCUUUUCAGAGGUGGAAAAAGCGUUAUUUCAAACUUCGAGGUCGUACCCUUUACUAUGCUAAGGAUUCAAAGUCUCUAAUAUUUGAUGAAGUUGACCUGUCAGAUGCCAGCGUAGCUGAAUCGAGCACAAAGAAUGUCAACAACAGCUUCACGAUAAUCACUCCAUUUAGGAGGCUAAUAUUGUGUGCUGAGAACAGAAAAGAAAUGGAGGACUGGAUAAGCUCUCUGAAGUCUGUUCAGUCCAGAGAACACUAUGAGACCGCACAGUUUAAUGUGGAACAUUUCUCAGGGAUGCAUAACUGGUACGCCUGCUCCCAUGCCCGACCUACCUUCUGUAACGUGUGUAGAGAGAGCCUCUCUGGAGUCACUUCUCAUGGCCUAUCUUGUGAAGUGUGUAAGUUUAAAGCACAUAAAAGAUGUGCUGUCCGAGCUACAAAUAACUGCAAAUGGACUACAUUAGCCUCAAUUGGAAAGGACAUCAUUGAAGAUGAAGAUGGUAUAGCUAUGCCUCACCAGUGGUUAGAGGGUAAUCUGCCUGUCAGUGCCAAAUGCGCAGUCUGCGACAAGACUUGUGGCAGCGUUUUACGCCUGCAAGAUUGGAAGUGCCUUUGGUGUAAAGCUAUGGUUCACACUGCCUGUAAAGAUCUGUAUCCUCGCAAAUGUCCACUUGGCCAAUGUAAGGUAUCGAUCAUACCUCCAACAGCACUAAACAGUAUAGACUCUGAUGGUUUCUGGAAAGCCACAUGCCCGCCAUCCUGUGCCAGUCCUCUUUUAGUUUUUGUUAACUCAAAGAGUGGAGACAAUCAGGGAGUAAAGUUUCUCCGGCGAUUCAAACAGUCAUUAAAUCCAGCUCAGGUGUUCGAUUUAAUGAAUGGAGGACCUCACUUAGGCUUGCGGUUAUUUCAGAAGUUUGACAACUUCAGGAUUCUGGUGUGUGGUGGCGAUGGAAGCGUGGGUUGGGUCUUGUCGGAAAUCGAUAAGCUUAGCUUGCACAAACAGUGUCAGUUAGGAGUGUUACCCCUUGGUACUGGAAAUGACCUUGCUCGUGUCCUUGGUUGGGGUGGAUCCUGUGAUGAUGACACGCAGCUUCCUCAGAUUUUGGAGAAACUAGAACGAGCCAGCACAAAAAUGUUAGACAGGUGGAGUAUCAUGUCAUAUGAACUGAAAUUACCAGCAAAGCCUUCUAUUCUUCCAGUGACUGCAGAAGAGUCAGAGGAAUGCCAGAUAUCUGCUUAUGAGGACUCAGUUGCUGCACAUCUCGCAAAAAUUCUUAAUUCCGAUCAGCACUCAGUUGUCAUAUCAUCUGCCAAAAUAUUAUGUGAAACUGUAAAGGACUUCGUUGCCAAAAUAGGAAAGACUUACGAAAAACCAAUGGAAAAUGCAGAGGAGGCUGAUGCCAUGGCCAUUAAAUGCACCGAGUUAAAUGAGAAGCUAGACCUGCUGCUCCAGGCUCUUCACACAGAAGCCCAGGCUGCUCCCAUUCUCCCAGGCAUCACUCCCCCCAUUGUGGAAGAAGAGGGAGAAGAGUUUUCAAGUGAAGAAUCCUUGUCUGAAAGUAAAGAGCAGUUAGCAGACUGUGUCUCAAAGUCUCCCACCCAGAAACUCUUCAAACCAAGGGAACAGUUAAUGCUCCGGGCAAACAGCUUGAAGAAAGCCGUGAGGCAGAUCAUUGAGCAAGCAGAAAAAGUUGUGGAUGAGCAGAAUGCUCAUAGUGAGGAACAAGUGAACCAGUCUCCAGUAGAAUAUAGCAAAGAAUUAGAUGAAUCCAAAGAAGAGGAAAAAGAGGAAGAUACAAAGGAACUUGAAUCCCCAUCAAUUAAAACUGCACCAAGAUCUCCAGAUCGACGUACAAGUCGAGGUAUUCAUUCACAGACAGGCUCUUUCUCUGCAUCAGCUCUGGCUGCAAGCAAGGAAAACCUCCCAGUGCUUAACACGAGGAUUAUCUGCCCAGGUUUGAGGGCUGGUCUAGCUGCUUCUAUUGCAGGAAGUUCAAUUAUUAGCAAAAUGUUGCUAGCAAACAUCGAUCCAUUUGGUGCUACACCGUUUAUUGACCCGGACCCAGAUUCCCUGGAGGGAUAUUCAGAAAAAUGUGUCAUGAACAACUACUUUGGAAUUGGGUUAGACGCAAAAAUUUCACUAGAAUUUAAUAACAAGCGAGAAGAGCAUCCUGAAAAGUGCAGAAGUCGGACGAAAAACAUGAUGUGGUAUGGAGUUCUUGGCACAAAAGAGCUACUGCAGAGAACUUACAAGAACUUAGAACAAAAAGUUCAACUUGAGUGUGACGGACAAUACAUCCCUCUUCCAAGUCUGCAAGGCAUAGCUGUGCUAAACAUUCCCAGCUAUGCUGGUGGGACUAAUUUCUGGGGUGGAACCAAGGAAGAUGAUAUAUUUGGGGCUCCAUCAUUCGACGAUAAAAUCUUGGAAGUCGUUGCGGUAUUUGGCAGCAUGCAGAUGGCAGUUUCCAGAGUCAUCAAACUGCAGCACCACAGGAUAGCUCAGUGUCGGUCAGUAAAGAUCACCAUACUUGGUGAUGAAGGGGUUCCAGUGCAAGUCGAUGGAGAGGCAUGGAUCCAGCCCCCGGGAGUUAUUAAGAUCAUACAUAAAAACAGAGCUCAGAUGCUAACACGAGACAGAGCCUUUGAAAACACCCUGAAGUCUUGGGAAGACAAACAGAAGUAUGAUUCCUGCAAACCUGUCAUUCGAUCUCCCUUGUACCCUCAGCAGGCUGUUGAGUUGGCUACAGAAGAAGAAGUUGCACAGAUCCAGCUGUGCUCUCAAGCUGCAGAAGAACUCAUUACCAGGAUUUGUGAAGCAGCAAAAAUACACGGCCUGUUGGAGCAGGAGCUUGCUCAUGCUGUUAAUGCAUGUUCACAUGCAUUAAAUAAAGCCAACCCAAGGUUUCCUGAGAGCCUUACCAGAAACACUGCCAUGGAGAUAGCUGUCAAUGUGAAGGCCCUACAUAAUGAAACCGAGUCUCUGCUAGUAGGAAGAGUUCCUUUGCAGUUAGAAGCUCCCCAUGAAGAACUUUUGUCUGAUGCUUUGCACAAUGUGGAAAUUGAGUUGAGAAAACUUGCUGAGAUUCCAUGGCUUUAUUAUGUUUUUCAACCAAAUGACGAUGAGGAUCCCCCUCUGGAUUACGCUAAAAGAAACAACAGAAGCACAGUGUUUCGCAUAGUGCCAAAGUUUAAGAAGGAAAAGGUUCAGAAGCAUAAGACCAGCCCUCAGCCUGUUCAAAAAUGGGGCACAGAUGAAGUUGCUGCUUGGCUGGAUCUGCUCAGUUUGGGAGAGUACAAAGAAAUCUUCGUCAGCCAUGACAUCCGAGGCUCUGAGCUUUUACAUCUGGAAAGGCGAGAUCUUAAGGACCUGGGGAUAACGAAAGUGGGUCAUAUGAAGCGAAUUCUCCAGGGAAUUAAAGAGCUUGGCAAGAACACCCCUUUGUCUGAAGUUUAAUUACGCUGGUGCUCUCCCUCGAGAGAAGUGGGAAAGUUGCUGGAGAAGCAAAGCUGUGGCAGGCACUUUGCUGUCUUUGUAGUUUCCUCUGUGGAAGAGUAAGCAUCGGUGUUUGUACAGGCUAGUAUCCCUGAAUUCGUGUAUGGUGAAGAGCUUGCUGCAAGAGUACAAAAGAAUUUGUGCCAAAAAAAAAAGAAAAAAGGAAAAAAAAAAAAGGAAAAGGUGAUACAUUCUGUGAAGGUGUUUUCCUGGUGUGCAAACUUGGCCAGUUUGGAUAAGCACAUUUUGGUAAAUCGAUUGGUUUCUGGUGAACUGCACUGACUGGAAAAUAUAACCAAGAAGUGAUUGCUUUGCUUACAUGCAGCUCAGUAUGCCUCUUUUUAUGCUGCAGCAAGAUCCCACUGUACAGCACAAGGUUGUCUGGAUAUCCUUCCGAGGCAUAGCUCCAUAAAACCUCCUGUGCAGGAGACCAAGGGGCUUUGGGGGUUCAGAACACGUGUGAGCCGAGCAGUGCCGCAGGUACCCAGCGCUCGCUGGCCACGCGGAGAAGCAGGGAGAGAGAGAUACCUUGUGAUACCAUGAAUGCAAACUAUAAUGCAUGGUGUGCCUGCCUGAAUCGUCUGUUGUUCUGUUGCAUGACACAUCUGAUACUUUAAACACUUGAACAACUUUUAUAUCGGUUUGAAUGAGAUUUAAUUUAUUACUACUUGAGUGUCUUUUGGGGGUUUUGUUUUUGUUUUGUUUUGUUUUUUUCCAGUUUCAGGCACUUUUCUAUUCUUCAGUGUUGUGUUAUGCCUAAAAAUGUGUUCUACGGCAAAGGACGUGUGGGUGUGGAAUCUUAGCAUUUGUGCCAUAUUCAGCAGCUGAUAUUCAUUGUAUAUGAUUGAAGCACUGUACGGUUAGAUUUUUAAAAAUAUACCAUGUACAGAAGGUAUUUCAGGUAACUAACUUAUGAGUAUUUUUGAAAGACCGGUACCUCACAAAAAUAUCAAUUGGCUUCCUGCAUGGAAAAUGAUAGAGAAUUUUCUCAUGGUGCAUUUUAAGGUAGUUAUUCAGUUAUCUUAAACAUCUGUAGCAUAUUUGAACUUUUGGGCACUAAUGGUUUUAUUUAUUCUGUUGUUUGAGAAGCAGACUGAAAGGUGGGAAAAAAAUUACGGGAAAAUGGAUUUUAUUUAUCACACAUAAGACUUUUAAAAUGUAGCAGCUGAUUUGGUUUUUGUGGGGUAAGCUUUUACUCAUUACUAAUUAACUACUAAUUUUUAAAUGUCUCUAUAUGCAUUUCUUUACCAAGGCAUCCAUUUGUUCCUUGUCAGCACUCCUACAUUGAUAGUUCAUACAAAUGUAGAAACCAAAUUCUAGGGUUUUACACUCUGCAUGCAAAGAUGAGUCACAUGCAAGACAGUAAUCCACGAGUGUAAACAGGUUAAGAAAUUAAAACCAUCUUUGGGUAAAAAUUACAUUAGGCCUGAGUUUAUGCAGUUACUUACAGUUGACUUAAAUGAAACGUAGCUUUGGAAUUGAAUUUCCUGGUGGUUUUUCACAAAAAUAUUCAUCUACUAGAGAAAUAAUUUGCAUAUAACUGAAAAAAAACCCUAUUUACUUAAAUGUUUGAGAUGAGAUGAUAUUGCACCACCUGCCAGAAAACUUGCACAGCAUUGCUGUCUUUGUGCUGUUCCUAACAAUGUGUCAUUGCAGCGUGAGAAACACGACUGACUUAAUCAAGUAGCUUCAACAAGUUAAAUAGACAUUAUGAUAUCCUUCAUGUUUUCCUUGUAGGCAGCAGAUUGGUUUUUACAAAGCUCAUUUUCUCAGUUUAAAGGGGCCAAUGUCAAGUACUGCAUCCUGGUUUUCCCCUCCUUUUCUCGUGAGUGUGAUGGCAACCAUCCCUUGGAAAGUAGAUGGGACUCAUCCCUUGGAAAGGGAAAUAUCUUCUCCUCAUUAUUUUAUUGCAAAAAAAAGAGGAAAGUAUUCAAAAGGAGCAGAACAGACUUCAUUUAUAUCCAGUUAUAUAUGUGCUCUUGCUGCUGUAGUUUCAAAAGGCACCAUGCCACUCUAAGAGCUCUGUGGACAUGAUUAUUCUGGUAAACAAACAAAAGUAAAAGGCUCUGUUCCAUUAGAUCUUCCAUAAAAAAAACCCUGAAAUCCCUUGGCCAAGUGACACGAUCUCCGUGCUGUUGUAGGAGAAGCAAAUGCAAACAGUGGGAAGUUAGACAACCAGUGGAAAGAUUUAGUUUUUUAAUGUACUUGACAUUCACCCCUUUGGUGCUCUUCGUGUGGCACCUGCCGAGCCUUCGCAAGCUGUGUUUCCUUUUCUCUUUGCCUCUCCAUAAGCUGCGCUCCAUUUGAACAUGUGGCACUAUUCGAACGUGUCAAUGUUAUGGUAGUCUAUGUAGUUAAUUUUCCUGGUCAAUUCAAGGAUGUGAUACAUGGAAGAGCAUUUUUUGCUUUCCUGAUUAUAGGAUACACUCUCUUUACAACUCUCAGCCUUGCAAUAUGCAAUGCGUUAAGAUGGACUUUGGAACAGGAUCUCUUCGGGUUGCUGUAGAGGCCUGUGCUGAGUGUUUUAAGAAGUGGGAGCUGCUUUAUGGCAAGGAAAACAAGCAAAUGUUGUUUGUAAUGUAACUUUCUUAUGGAACUUGUCAAAUUACCUCAGUAUAGGACAACUGAUCAAUCAUCUUUGUAUAGUUUGGGGUUUUUUUAAAUGACCACCAAAGAAUUCAACUUUGAUUGUCCUAAGCAGAAGGGGGUUUUUUUAAAUGUACAAUUAAGGGAAAAGAAAAAAAGAGUAAACAUCAUUUAUGCUGUAUUUGUUUGAUGCCCAGAAGAGCAAAUUUUAUGCAACUCUAUGCCUUAGAAUAGUGUUGGUUAUCAAGUCCAAAUGUGUCUGAAAAGGAGGCUCAAAAUAUUUUACAGAGUUCUUCUGCUGAGAUCAUGGAUCGUAGCUGUGUUUAUUGAUGUGGCUUUUCUAAAGAAAGACUUUCGAACAAGUGUUACUAUCUCAUGAUUAUUGUAAUUGAGUAUUAAGUUUUUUUCCUUACUGCUGUAAAAGUCCCAGCUCCUAGAACUAAAGACUUACAUUGCUAAGUUUUUAAUGAACUGAAUUAUUUAUAAUUUAAUCUUGACGUUUAAAGUGCUUCAAAGCAUACAUCCCAGUGUUUUGACAAAAAUAGGUAAGCACAUCCUCUAAAAGUAUUUACAUUUUAGAAAACAAGUUAUCUCAGUAGAUCUUGUGGAGCCUGAUUCAACAUGCUAGAUUCAUAAAGACAAAAAAAAUAUCACUAUAUGAAGUUUACUGGAUUAAUUUUCCCCCUGGCGUAUUACACUUAAUUCCUGGGUCAGUCAACGUACCUUAAAGUCUGGAAGGAAUACAGAGCAAUGACAUUUGGUUUUGAAGUGGCUGGUAUUCAUAGAGAUGAAAUACCCUGCACCUCAGAAAGAAGAGGAGAAAUGCAUGUUUUAUAGUGGCAGUAGAUUUCUAGGUGCAUGUUUCAUGUUUCCAGUUCAUUGUAUUGAAUUGCUGUAGCAACCUCUGAUUUGAGUCAUGCAAGUAUUGCCUUUCUAAUGCCUAAUGCCUUCUUCUUAGAAACUGAAUGAGAUCAGGCAAAUUCAUGGGUUUAGAUGUUGGGGUUUUUUUACAAUACUUUAAAGAAAAAAAUUGUUCAAAAAUGGAAAUUGUUAUACAAUGGCAGUUGCAAAUUUUAUGAUACUUUUUAAUGUAUGUCCCCUUUACCACUAUUUUUUUCCUCUUGAACAUCUAUUUCUUUCAAAGAAAAAAAUUUUAAACUUGGAAGAAAAGUAAAAUGUAAAGCAUGUGAUCAAAAAGCCUCACAGACUACUUCAAUGUAGUGUUUCUAACUUGGAGACUGGAGCAAAUAUGCUUGGUCCUCCAAAUAAUAAAUAGAAACCAUCUUUCUCCCUUCAUCCCUGCCCAAAGCUAUUCAUACUGCAAUGUUGGGUAACUAUAAUUCAAACAAGGCAAAUUGAUUUUUUUCUAUACUAGUGCAUUUCAUGUUUUCCUGUUCUUUUUGUAGAGAAAUAGAUAACCUGCCGAUGUUGACUUUUUAAUUGAACUCAGCAAUGCUAAUUCACUUAAUGAAAAUUUCACUAUGCCUUGAUAACGAACAGAUCUUACUUGAAGUGUAGAAUUAUCAGUGUUUUUCUAUGUGUCUAAUCUUCCUCCCAGGAAGAGUGACAGGAGACCUUUUUCAUAUGUAAUGGAAAAUUAAUAUACAAAGCAAAUAUGAGAGGAUGUUCCACAAUCCUACUUUAAAAAAUAGAUUGAAAACUACGUAUUAUGGAUAACUCCACGAUGGACAUGUGAGACAAAAAGCCCCACGAUGAUUCCAUUUUGCUUGAUGCUUCCUAUUAAUGAUUACAUUACUGUUUACUACUGUUUCUCCAUUGCAUUCUCUGUGCCCCUAAGUAUUAAAUUCUUGCAUAUAAGUUUGAUGGCUCUGGUAACUAAUAAUUAGCAGUACAAACAGUCUUUGUGAAAGGUAACAUCACAAAUGAUGUGUAUUGUUGAGGACAACCAAGCUGGAGCAACAUAUUUAGCUUACAACCAGGAAAUCAUCUUGUCAUUCUUACAAGUGAGAGACACAGAAAAUUAUAUGAGUCAUUACAAAUUCAUUUUUGCACCCCAAUAACAUAAGUACCUCUCACCUGCAGCCUCCAGAGUGUUUCAUUUAUCCCACGGGCUCUCCCAUCUUUUUGCUUCUCUUUUCAAAGAUUGUAUAGUUUUGUGUUAAGAUUUUCACAUCAUCGAGGUUUGAUGCUGCUUAUUCUAACUACAAAGAUUUAGUGUCUGCAGGAACUGUACAAGGCUGUAUUGCUGUUUAAAGGAGGAGUUUUUUGAUGACUUGAGGAAGCUGAGGAGUUUGGACAAGACUUAAAAUAUCUCUGUUGCCUCUUCAGAGAUGAAUGGUAGCGUCAACAGGAUUGAUAAAGCAUCAUUUGGUAAUUAUUGAGAGAUAUUUACUGGUUGUAUAAAUUCUUGUAUUUAUGUAUAGAAUAUAGUGUGGAAAUUGAUCUUUUUUCUUAAAAAAAUUACAAAAACACUCUAGUUCUUUCCUACUACUGUUGCAUUAGGUUUAAUAGCUCUGUUAAGGGUUAGCUAAUGUACUUGAAAUGCUUGUUUCUGCCAUACAGAAGCCCAGUCUGUUUCUCAGAAGUGAUAUUCCAUUUGGAAGCUGUCUGGGGACUUCCAGGAGACUAUUCCUGUAGCAGUUAGAGCUAAUACCAAAAUUCACAGCAGCUUCUGUAGGCUUAAUAGUGGUUGUCCUCAAUAUUUUAACAGGAAAAAAAAAAACGUUUUGAAAGGUUGGUUUUGGGUAUGUUUUUAGUCUGUAGAAUUAAACUUAAUGCAUCAUCCCCUCAUCCUCUGUAAAUAAUAAAAUAUGAGCACUGUUAACACUUUGGAAAACUCACAAAAUAUUGUCAGACCUGAGAGCAUUGCUGGACAAAUAGUAAUGAAUUCAGCUUCAGUGAUUUGCCACCUACAGCCUCUAGAAGCAAUACACGGUAGAAUUGUAAACCUCUGUUUUAAAUAAUUGAAGACCUUGUCUCCCAGCUGACAGAAAUACUUUUCUUUUUAUAUUAGCUCUUUGAUGGGAUUUAGAGUUUAUAUAACUUAUUGCUUAUUGCUUAGUAAGAGCAGUCUGGAGCAUAGUUUAUGUUUAACACAGGUUACAUCUCUACUAAUGUUCUCACGCUGCUUCCCAGCUCCUGUGUCUGGAUGACUUCCCAGCUGCUUGGCAAGAUGAGACCCUUGCACAUCUGCCCCUGUUACCAUUCAGAAGAGCUGGAUGGGUAGGCUAGGAAAAAGCUGUAGGAUGCUCUAAGAGAUCUAGAUUGACCAGGGCUUCAGACUCCAAAGUCUAGCAUAGCCAUUACGGACUAAAAUCACAGAGUCAUUGCUGUUGGAAAGGACCUUUUUAAGAUCAUCGAGUCCAACCACUGUCCUCACACUGCCAGGCCCAUCACUAAACUGUAUCCCUCAACACCUUAUCUGUGUGUCUUUUGGAUAUCUCUAGGGAUGGUGACUCCAUCACCUCCCUGGGAGGCUCAUUCCAAGGUCUUCCUAAUGUCUAAUCUAAACCUUCUUUAAGUUACACCCCUGCAGUCCCUGCUGAAAGCUGUACCGAGCUUGCCAUACCAUUAACAGUUAACGUUAGCUACUGCAAUGCCCUUGGGAAGAGAGGUGUUUUGGCCAACACUACCAGCUGUGUAAGACUUUUAAAAAUAGAAGAAAUUAUGACAACUAUUAGUUGGCCAAGUGUGCAAGUGACUAAUAUAUCUUUUAUUCUGUAGAACAAUAUAUUUGUAGUAUGGUUGAAAGAUUAGUGUUAGGACUGAAAAUAUACUGAAAGUACAAGCAAUAUGGUACACAUUUCGAAGUACUUCAAUAUCUUUUUUUUCAAAUUCAUUGGAAUCAAUUAUUUUAGGAGUCUGUGUUUGAUCUAGGUAUAGCCAUGUUAUACUACAGCAUGUGACCUGGAAGAUGAAACCAGGAAGAAAUAACUAAACUAAAAGUAAAACUGAGUAAAUUGUGAUGGAAAUGGAGCGAAAGCCAAAACUAACCUGCUCCCUAGUGCCUCAAAUCCCUGCUUAUGAAUAUUUAAAGGAAAUUAGCAUUUUAAUUCCUACUUCUAUUAAACUAAAGUAUUAAUUGGAUAGAAAACAUUUUUGGUUCAUUAAUAACCUAACAAUGUCAUUAACAGGAAAAGUUAGGGAUAUGACUAUUUUUCUCUCUACUUCAGUUGAGGUAAGCUCUGUUUGGGACUCAUUCUCUUUGCAGUUACAGUCAAUUGUUAGAUGAAUGAGGUAGUUGAGGAAGGCCAUUCAAAGCUGCUUGGCCUUGCUUUUCAGGGACAAAUAGGGCCUGGGGGCUCUUAGUGAGAAUUUCAAGAAUAUAAGGUUUUCUCCUGGGAGAGUUUGUGAAGGUUUACAGUGAGCUCCCACAGGCAUGCGGAUGCUCAUUGGGGAAGUGUAUAAUGGUGCUGUCCUCUCACAAGAUAACCAUGUCUGUAUCUUGAAAUAGGCUUUUGGACUGUAUCUUUUAGCCAGAUUUCACUAGUUUUCCUACAGGCAUCUGUCACUUGUCCUGCCCAUACUUUCCAUCCUGGAUUUCUGUCUCCUUAAAACAUGCACUUGGAACAACUCAACCAUAUAUGACAAAAAUUACCAUUGUGAACCUGUCCUGAAAUAAUUCAUUUCAUUAGUUACUCCCUCACAUCACGUCCUCUGCAUCCUAAAAGGGCUGGAAUGUGGGACCUCCCUAGAACUGUCAGUUAUAUACCUAGUAGUUUAGUUUACUGAAGCUUUUGUGUUGAGAGGAUCAUCAAAGGGCAAGGUGAUGGUCACAGCAGAAGAUGAGACGUGCAUUAGGUGUGAUUUGUACAUGGAGUGCAACCCAUUGAGGAGGUUCUGAGAGGUGAAGAGGGCCUGAUCUCUGCAACAGAGAUCCUCUUCUCCUUUGUUGCUGUCAUACACAAAUCAUUUAAUGACGUCUAAUACCAGCAGAUUCCUGUCUUAAUUCACAGUGACAGCAAACGUAUCAGUACUGACAAAACUUCUCACUGUGAGAACUGCACGUCCAAAGCAGGUAUCUUCAAAUGCCAAGCACCGUGCAAUGAUAUGAACGCACAUGCAGUGUGUGUUCUGGCAUUUAAAAAAGAAAUUACCCAGUCCAACAUGAGUAAUUUCUCUCCUUAGCCAGGCUGGUCACCUGAACUAAGAUUCCAGUCAAGGACAGCUGUUAGUUGAUUCUGUAGUGACAUCCACUUGCAGGAAUGGAUGCUUAAGGUGCACAUGGAAGUGUUGCCAGGGUGCAACAUUGGCUAGUUCUCUGCGUAACUCACAUUUGGGUCUGAGCUUUUUGUAGCAAAAAGCUGAAACACGUGAUUUCCACCCAAUUGAAAAAGCAUAUUCAGUAGAAAAUGAGAACAUCUAACGUGAUUUGUACUCAUUUGGGUAAAAUUAGCUGUGCGCGCUCAGUAGUUUCUGCUCUCUGUUUCCCCUUGGCCCUGUUCACUCCACAGGAAAAUUCAUUGUCUUUGCAAACAUACAGAAUCUGUUGGGAUUUGGGCACAUGCCUAGAUUUAACAGCACUUCAGUCCCUGCUGGAGAUUGUUCAUGUAUUUUAACUUUUAGCAUUUGUGUGUGAGCCCACAAAAGGUUUGAGUAGGUAGAAACUCUUCCUCACGGGGUGAUCGUCAGACAUCAGACCGUUGGUAGACUUUUAAAUGCCACACCCAUGAUUGUUUUUCUCUUGCCAGUAUUUGUGUGUGCAUGUGUGUAUAUAUGUAGUGUUUAGUUUGCAGUUUGUGUGCACGUGCACACCCGUGUGUAUGUGUAUAUAUAUAAAUAUGUAUAUACAUACUCUGGUUUCGCCCGAUAUAAUGACGCCAACUUGUGUGUAGAGCCAAAAAACCUUCAAACUAUACAAUGCUUGAGAUGCUGCAUUGUUUUUAUUAUAAUAUUUUUUUAUAUCAGAUGAAUUGCAGGAUGUUUACAGAUGCUUAUUAAUAUUUAACUUAUACAAUGGAGUGGCAGGAUGUUUACGAUUGUUGUCAGCUAAAGAAUUGUAUAUGAUUCUGGGUGAAAUUUUGGCUUUGUUGAAAUCCUUGGCAAAACUCCCAUUGAUCUCACUGAGGCCAAGAUUAAACACCUCUGAAUCUAUUGUUUACUGGUUAUUUUCCUACUGUGAUCAUUUUUUUUUUCAAAUGAGGGAAAUCUAUUUAUUAUUUCCCAAUGUGAAAUCUGCAGUUGCUAUUUGGGGUUUUCUACAGAACCUGCAAACUACAACACAGGUGGGAAUAUAUUCCUCAAGAGAAUGUACAGAAUUUUUCAUUGCUGUGGUCCUUGAAUACAUAUAAGAAAAACACCUUCUAAAAUAACUUUUUGUAAGAUUUAAUACAGAAUCUUGUAAAAGCAGAUCACCUUUCAUACCUCUCUCCACAAAGAGGGCAUGCAGCGUGGCAAGUGAACACAGAAGAAUUAUUUAUUGAUGAAUAAAAAAGUAGUCCCAACUAUUUAGUAUACUUAAUGAUUUCAUACAGCUCACCUGGCUCUGCAGAUCUGGAAUGAGACUCUUGAAGUACCUUAUCCAAAAGUACCUUAUCAAAAAAAAAGAAGUUAUAUAGUGCAUGUCUUAUAAACUUCUCGCCAAGGCUUGGAGGUGUCUCCAGAACCAGUCUGUAGAAUGACUUUUCUUAAUAUUUCACAGAUUAAUAAAAUCACAAAAAUAUUAAGUGGUAAGGAAAAUCAGACAACUGCUUGACAUUAGAAAAGUCACUUGUGUAGAGACAGAAGGAUCAGUUCUUGAAUAGCACCAGGGAGGGAAAAAUACCUUAAUGCAGCGCUUCCAAAAUCCCUUUUAAGGGUAUCUUCUAAUUGUGUAUGCUCUAAGUAUGUUCUUCCUGUAAAGACAUCAAGCUGUGAAACAGCUUAAAAUAGAUGCAUCUUUAUUUCUUCACCUAAGACUAAAAAGAUCAUUUUCAAACAGGAGCUAUCGUGCACUUUGAAAUACAUGUGUUCGGAACAGGUGAGUUUGUAUUCAUCACAGACAGUCAUCCCAGGGAUACAGUACAAUUUGUAAAAUGAGGUAGUUAGGCCCAUGUUAUCAAAAGCUGAAGUAGCAGCAAGCCAGCUGUAUUCCCUACUGAGGCUCUUUCUGAGCUCUUUCUGUCUGUGCAGAAGGCCCACCACUCCCGGGAGUCUUUUGCUGUAAUUUUGGUUUAGGAAAGGAUCACACUCGGAUUCCUACUCCUUGCUUUGCUAAUAAGGAAGGAAGUAUGCACCUUGGUUGAACUUUGCAGUUUGUUGGCUAUAGAAACAGACCUCAAAAGAACAAACAGUCGAGGCAGUUGGUAGGCUCAUGGAGGAAAUGCAGGGCGCUGCCUGGGCUCAGUAGUCAGAUAAUGUGGAUCUGACCGCAGAUGUGGGGGGAAAAAGGCUCCUGUUGUGCUCCCACUGAGGCCAGUGGCAAAACUCCGCGGUUAUGAGUGGGAGCAGAUGGGUGCCCAAGCGAGCGGACAAAUUUCCUUUUGCAUGUUGGUUGUCUUUCCGUAAUUCUAAUUGGGUCUGGAGUUCAGGACACAACACUACUUGUCUGAAAGGCCAGGAGGAGUAGAGGAUAUGUCAGGAAAUGAGGAAGAAGUGUCUGGAGGUCUGGAUUCUACCUUUAGUUUCCUGAUGUGGAGCUGGUGCAAGACUGGGGACAACUCAGUUAACCUUUGUGUGCCUCACUUUUUCUGCCCGUGGGAUUAAGGAUGCUUCUCACCCUUGUACAGCCCCCCUUCAGACCUAUAGGAGAGCAGUGCUAUAGAAGCGGCUAAGUUUUACUGACACUAUUACACGUAGUAUAAAUAAAUGACUUUUGUCAUUAACACUGUGGAAAUUGCUUUUCCUAGUUUCAGUUCUGACUAUUUCAUGACCUACGACGUUCUGGGUGGCCCGUUUUGAAGCUUAGCGAUCGCUCUAGUACUUACAAUUACACACAUAGCAGGCUCUGUUUGCUGCAGAAAAGAGUAAAACAUUAAAACUGCCUGACGAAACUUGCCAAUGAAGUAUAUCUAACAGAGCAGGGGUGUAACUUUUGGCUUUAUUGACUUGUAAUGACGGUAAGGAACAGUGAAUUUUGUUUGUUUACAUACUGUUUACAAUGGCACAGUUUUAUUUUUAAUAUAUAAAAAACAAUUGAGGUAUUUAUUGCAUAUACUAUUUUAAAGAUGUUUUAUGUGUUUUCACCUUUGGAAUAUAUUGUUACAUUUCCUUGUACAGAUAAUUUGGGUGGCUUUGUUAAUAUAGGUAGUAAUUUUUAUGACUACUAAGUGACCAGUUUUCUGUGCCUUUUUAUUGUUGGAUGCAUGAUUACAUAUUUAUUAUUGUAUGGAAGUCACUGAGAUGUGUAUUUUUGUAUUCUGCUGGAAGCAAUGGUUGAUUUUAUUGUACAUGAUAAGAGAUGCCUUCCAUAAUGGGCGCUCGUAUGAGAUCUUCCUUCUCAAAUAAACAGAAUGCAUUCAAUGUA
Colius striatus (speckled mousebird) is the source of this 14862-nucleotide messenger RNA. It is a transcript of the gene DGKH, whose product is annotated as diacylglycerol kinase eta. Gene Ontology annotation, biological process: intracellular signal transduction; diacylglycerol metabolic process; lipid phosphorylation. The record is from RefSeq and is a predicted model, not a curated record. Gene Ontology annotation, molecular function: protein binding; ATP-dependent diacylglycerol kinase activity. Bases 102 to 3833 code for a protein of 1243 amino acids. Lineage: Eukaryota; Metazoa; Chordata; Aves; Coliiformes; Coliidae. The transcript has 31 exons.